CAGCUCGUUGGACUCGGCCUAAGAUACCUUCUCCUUCUAUGGAUGACAUUGAUCAAGUCGAGCCAACCGAGGGAACCGCUGUUGUCUUCAGAAGCUAAUGUAUGGGUAACUUGGGCUAAUAGAACAAAUCAUCCAGAUUUCUGUCUUAGCUUGAAAUCAGCAGGAGAGCCUUUUCGCACUUGUUUAAUUGGUUGGCCUGAUUAUGAUUUAUCCGCUUUUCAACAUUUUGUAUAUAGCGUUAAGAAGUGUAAUUAUAGUGAAACAGCUACCCGUAGUGCGUGCCUGAUUGGUCAACUGAAUAACACCCUUCCGUGGGAUCCUCAGGAAUUGGAUUUAUUAGGAUCUCGAACAGCAAGUAAUGCCUCAGGAGACAUUAAAUGUCUCUUGUUUGGUCCAGGAAGUACUUAUGAUAAAUUUGCUAUGCGCCUCACUAGGCCACAAAAUCCCUUAAGUCCUUAUUACGGCAAACCAUGGACUUCUGUAUUUCCUCGGAACGUAGGAGCUUUUGCCUUUAAUAACUAUUGUGGUGGAAACUUUAGCAUAGGCAAUGCAUUUGGUCUUAGGUACACCCGUAUUUCUGGGAGGUUACAGCUGGAGACCCUAGUCAAUAUGAAUACAGCAAAAGCCCUUCCCCCCGGUAUAUUUCUAAUUUGUGGGGAUAGGGCAUGGGCCGGGGUACCUAAGAAUAUAGUAGGAGGACCCUGCUAUUUAGGAAAGCUAACCUUGUUUGCACCACGGCAAGCGGAAUGGAUGAACAUCAAUAGGAUGCUAUCAGGAGAUGGCAGCCUGAGGGAUCAACGUUCGGCAAUGAUUCUGGCUGAAGAUUGUCGUGACGAGGUACAGCUAUGGACGGUCACUGCGAACAUCUUUGCGUCUAUCCUAGCACCAGGACUGGCGGCUGCACAAGCUUUGAAGCAGAUUGAGCGAUUGGCAUGUUGGACAGUCAAACAAAGCAAUAUUACGUCCCAGAUUCUUGAGGAAAUGCUGGAGGACAUGGACAGUUUACGGCACGCGGUGUUGCAAAAUAGAGCAGCUAUAGACUUUUUGCUGUUAGCGCAGGGACGCGGGUGUACUGAUUUUGAGGGAAUGUGUUGUUUUAAUUUGUCUGAUCAUAGUGAUUCCAUACAUAAGCAGAUUCGCUGGCUCCUGAAUCACACGCAAUCUGUGAGUAAAGAUCAUAACCCCAUAGACGAUUGGCUUCGUUCUACUUUCCCAGGCCUUUCCUCAUGGGCAUACGGCCUGAUAAAAGAAGGUUUACGAUGGUUACUGAUCUUGCUAUUGAUAAUUAUAGGUGGACGAAUUGUGUAUGGCUGUAUUCAAAGGGCAAUCGAUCCCCCUCGAGCCAUGCCGGUAUUUAGUACAACGUUUUCGACGAAUGAUUUUAUUCAAGAUUGGCUUAAAGAGCAAGGAGGUCAUAACUCCUUGGAAUAUCUUGAGAUGCGUCCAUAAAAUAAAAAGGGGGGAAUUGCAGUGGGUUUUAAUCUGUAUCUGAAUCUGAGUUUCUAAAAGAUGCUCGAACUAGCUUGCGUGGCUUAGGAGCCAGGGACGGUUUAUGCUUGGAACAUAGCAUAGAUUGUACCCUUAGAUUGUAUCUAGGAUUGUUCGUGCUUGGUGAAUGGGUUUCUGGAAUGCUUGCCUUUGUUCCUUCGAUAUGCUUGUCUAAACACUGUACCCUAGGUAUGUGAUUUAUAGAAUUGUUUAUAACCAUGGUUUCAGGUUCUGUAUCUAUAUAAGGUGUGCUGUGGUUACAAUAAACGAAGCUGUUCACUCAUAUUGAGUUGGUGUGCUUCCCCAGGUUUAUCAGCAGGUUUCCCUGGCCAAGUGGGUUAUUC
Molecule: messenger RNA, 1832 nt
Organism: Lagopus muta (rock ptarmigan)
Lineage: Eukaryota; Metazoa; Chordata; Aves; Galliformes; Phasianidae
Exons: 1
Coding region: 43-1449 (468 amino acids)
Source: RefSeq, a predicted model, not a curated record